CUCUGCCCCUUCUCUUUGUAAAAAAGAAAGGAGAAAAGAAGCCGGCCCACCGACCCCACUUUGAGAGACUCGCCAUGUCGAAAGUGAUCCAGAAGAAGCACCACUGGGCGGCCAAAGUGCACCAGUGCACGGUGAGCCGCAAUGCUCAGGGCCAGCUCGGGGUCACCGUCCUGGGGGGAGCGGAAUAUGGGGAGUUCCCUUACAUCGGGGCCCCGGCGGCCGAGGAGAGCCCGGGGGAGACGGCGCUGCCCGGCGGCGAGGGCGCCCUGGGCGAAGGGGAGCUCCUGCUGGAGGUGCAAGGCAUCCCCGUGUCGGGCUUGCCCCGCUACGACGUCCUGGGAGUGAUCCGGAGCUGCAAGGAUCCCAUUGUUUUCAAAGCCGUCAGACAAGGAAGUCGUCUGAACAAAGAUCUGAGACAUUAUCUCAACCAGAGAUUUCAGAAAGGAUCUCCAGAUCACGAGCUGCAACAGACUAUUAGAGAUAACCUUUAUCGCCAUGCUGUGCCUUGUAAGUAAUUAACAAGUCAUCUAGUGGAUU
Messenger RNA from Pogona vitticeps (central bearded dragon), 537 nucleotides. NCBI's taxonomy places the organism in Eukaryota, Metazoa, Chordata, Lepidosauria, Squamata, Agamidae. The record is from RefSeq and is a predicted model, not a curated record.